ACUCGUUUGCCGCUUCUUUCCGCCGCAGACAGAAAAUGGCUUCCAUUUCCACGAGCUUCUUCUCUCCCUUCGCUGUCGUUCGUCCAAACCUUCGCGAGCCCUCUAAGAGAAAGCCCCCUCGAAACCCUAACCCAAAACCUAAGCUCAAGACCCAAUCCGGUAGGUACAAGUCCCCGUCCGAACCGGUCGCUCUCUCCGCCGGGGAAGCCACUACCUACACUCGCCUCCCUCCCAAGGAGGAUUUCUCUGUCCCCUCAUUGAGUCUUUCUUACGAGGUGAAGCUCUCAGAAUCGGUCAUAAAGAAAGUUGAGAAUGAAUUUGAGGGUUUGAACAGCGAAGAAGAAGAGGACUCCGUGAAGAAUGGUGAUUUAGGGUAUAAAUACGGGAAAUUUGAAAUCUUUGAGGUUAAUUCUGAUUCGGAAUAUGACGAAGGCGACGAUGAUUUUGAAGAAGAAGAAGCAGAAGGGGAAGAAAUAUCGCGGUUUAUGGGUGGCAAAAGAGCGAAUAUGUAUGAAAAGGAUGGUACCUAUAAAGGAAUAGUGAAGGAGCACGGAGUUUCGGCAAAACUCUACGUGGUCGGUGAUGGCGACGACGACGAUGAUGGCAAAAAGUUUGGAUUUGAUAGUGGUGAAUCCGUAGAUUUUUAUGAUAACGAGGGCGAGUCUUUUGAAAAGGGAGAUGCAAUUAAAGAGAAGGGAGUACCGGCGGUCAUGCGGUGUUUUGACCGGGCCAAGAUAUACGUCAAGGCCGGAGAUGGUGGAAAUGGCGUCGUGGCGUUUCGGCGCGAGAAGUACGUACAUGGGGGCCCUUCAGGCGGGGACGGAGGGAGAGGUGGGAAUGUGUAUAUAGAAGUCGACGGGUCGAUGAAUUCCCUACUGCCGUUCCGCAACAGCGUACAUUUUCGGGCUGGGAGGGGGUCUCAUGGGCAGGGGAGGAUGCAGAGUGGGGCCAAGGGAGAGGAUGUGGUGGUCAAGGUGGCGCCUGGAACAGUUAUUAGGGAGGCGGGCAAAGAGGAAGUACUUUUGGAGUUGUUGUAUCCGGGGCAGCGGGGAUUGGUUUUGCCCGGUGGGAGAGGAGGGAGAGGGAAUGCCUCGUUUAAGUCGGGAACGAAUAAGGUGCCUAGGAUUGCUGAGAAUGGUGAAGUUGGUCCGGAAAUGUGGUUGGAUUUGGAGCUAAAGCUAGUUGCAGAUGUUGGAAUAAUAGGUGCACCAAAUGCAGGAAAAAGCACACUUCUGAGCGUGAUAAGUGCCGCACAGCCAAGAAUAGAAAAUUAUCCCUUCACAACUUUACUUCCUAAUCUGGGUGUAGUUUCAUUCGACUAUGAUACAACAAUGGUGGUAGCAGAUCUGCCUGGUUUACUUGAAGGAGCGCACCGGGGUUUUGGUUUAGGCCAUGAAUUUCUACGGCAUACUGAAAGAUGUUCCGCUCUGGUGCAUGUUGUUGAUGGCUCAGGUACGCAGCCAGAACUUGAGUUUGAUGCAGUUCGUCUAGAGCUGGAACUCUUUAAUCCUGAACUUGCUGUAAAGCCUUACAUAGUGGCUUAUAACAAGAUGGACCUUCCAGAUGCAUGCGAAAAGUGGCCAUCAUUUAAGGAAAUGCUGCAAGCUCGUGGGAUUCAACCUUUUUGCAUGAGUGCAGUGAAAAAGGAAGGCACUCAUGAAGUGAUCUGUUCUGCUUACGAGCUGUUACAAAAGAGUAGAGGAGAAAAAAUGGAUUUUGAAGGUCCAAAAGAUCUGGAAAAUUUGAACCAUGUAGCUGAUUUGGUACAUAAACAACGAAGUGCCUCUAUUAAUGAGUUUGAGAUCUUUCAUGACAGCAGCACUAAUACUUGGCAUGUAGUUGGAUCUGGGUUGCAACGUUUUGUCCAGAUGACAAACUGGCGGUACGUGGACUCAGAAAGAAGAUUUCAACAUGUUCUUGAGGCUUGUGGCGUGAACAAAUCUCUUAUAAACCUUGGCGUCAAGGAAGGUGACACAGUGAUUGUUGGAGAGAUGGAGAUGGUUUGGCAUGAGUCCGCCCACGGUUCUGGCCCAUCAAAUGUGAAAAGUGGAUCAGCCACUUCAAUCAAAUGGCCUCAGUGGAAGUAACUCAUCUGUGUUUUGUUGCUGCUAUUCGAUUGUUGGUAAUGCAGUUGAGAAUCAGAGGUUUUGUGCCAGACAAUGGGCAGAUGAUGCUGCAUGCGCACUAUUUUUACUGAUGUGAGGGAUGCGGCACUUGAAAGCAUGCC
Juglans microcarpa x Juglans regia is the source of this 2227-nucleotide messenger RNA. RefSeq names its product GTP-binding protein OBGC, chloroplastic. Gene Ontology annotation, cellular component: mitochondrion. Gene Ontology annotation, molecular function: GTP binding; magnesium ion binding; GTPase activity. NCBI's taxonomy places the organism in Eukaryota, Viridiplantae, Streptophyta, Magnoliopsida, Fagales, Juglandaceae. The record is from RefSeq and is a predicted model, not a curated record.